UUUUGAGAAGUAUGAGAUUGAUGCAUGACUUUAUGAAUGGCAUUGCAAUUUGAUGUGGAAGAUGUCUGUUUGUGAAUAUUUAAAUUCUUACGACGACUGAGUGAUAAGCAAAACCACUUUCUACAAAUGUUUUUUUCAGUAGUAAGUAAUAUGAUGUUUUUUUAAUCACAGUGUUUGUACUCCUCUUAUAUUGGUUGGUGUUCUCUUUCACUCUGUUAGUUGAAUCAUGGAAGUAAGAUGUAUUGUCAUGGGGAAACAUGCCAUCAGGAUUUGGCUGUCUAUUCUAUUCUUCCUGUGAUAACGUUAAAGUCUUCCAAGAUAAGCUCCGGCAAAUUAUAUGGAAUAUGUUAUAAUAUAACGGCCUAGCCUUCUACAACGUGGAAUAAAAUUCUUUUCUGUGAUUGUGAGAAAGCUAAAUACAAAUUUCUCUGGUUUCAAUUAACCGUCACGAAGAAAUUUUAUUGACAUAUUUGCCAUAAGAAUUACACCUAGUUUAUUAAAUUCAAACUUAUUUAUAUGAAGAAAUAUGAUUCUCUUUGGGUUAGAAAUGGUUACAAAAUCGCAUUUGGCUGAUUAUAUAAAUACAAUCAUUUGAAGUAAUGAAGAGUGGGGUUUUGUCUGUUUAAUGCGUGCAUACCUUAGUCUCCUGUAGAACAAAAAAAGAUGCUGUCUUCCAGUUUAACGGAAAAAUCAGCUAAGAAAAGCAAAUCCGGUUUUAAAGGAUUGUCUAGGUCGAAGAAGCAUAAAAAAAGCAACGUGGAUGAUAUUGAUACUACCAAUGUUUCAUCUACCACUAAUAUAACUACUACUCUUCCAACGAGUAUUAUCUCGUCCACCAGUUUGUUGAAUAAUAAAUCGUCGAAAAUGAAAACGUCUUUUCAAAUUGUCACUAAUGAUGAUGCCAAACUUAGUAGUCCACUAUCGGUUGUCCCUACUGCCGAAAAUAUCAGUAAUAGUAAGUCCAAAAGAAAAAUUAAGAAGAAAGAAUUGAAGCAAAAGAAGGUGUCUGAACAAUCUAAUAUGGAUACUGCUAUUCCUAUACCGGCAACAGCACAACAACCUGUGAAAAGUAAAAAGAAACGAGGCUUGAAAUUGCAUUCGCAUAAAACAGUAUUGAGUGGUGAAAAAGCAGUAAAAAUUGUCACUAAGCCUAUAUUCGGAGUUCCUUUAGAUGUCGCUUGUAACAGAAAUCCAAGUCAUGACGAAGUUAUGCUACCGGCAUUUUUCCGUCAUUGUAUUGACUAUAUCGAACAAUAUGGUCUUAGUUCAGAAGGCAUAUAUCGUGUGCCUGGCGUUCAUUCGCAAGUCCAAGCAGUUAUUUCUUCAAUUGAUAAUGGUCAAGAAUUUCCAGAUAUCCCACCAACUUCUGCGACGUUUUAUCAUAAUCAAGACGUAUUUACAAAACAUCGUUCUAGUCACUUUCUAAUCGGUACCACAGAUAUCAAUUUCAAAGGCAAAACACGACAUUUAAGUUCAUCUUAUACAGGAGCUAAAGAAUUCAAUUCAAUACUGUCUCCCAAAAUUUCAGAAAAUCGUGGAGUAGUUACACCACCGUCGGCCGGUUUCAUUUCAACUGCUUUCAGUGUUAAAAAUCCAAUGGCAAGUGUUGGUAGCUGCAGUAGCAAUGCAGGUGUCGGCGCCGGCAGUAAUGAUUCACCUGCGAAACAUCUGUUACCGACUUCAUCGUUGAUUGCUCCCAAUGCUGCAACAUCAGUUUAUCCACAGUCAACUCUACCACAUGAUCCCGCAGUUAUAGCCAGUGUUAUCAAACAAUUUUUACGUAGUCUACCCGAAUCAAUUUUGACAAAACGCUUGAGUAAUGUUAUUGAAUCAUUAUCCACAGACACUGUACAAUUCUAUCACAAUUUGUCUGCUUUAGUACAUCAAGAAUUGCCGGUGUCCAAUCGAUAUUUACUAGCUUGGAUUAUACAGCAUAUGAUGCAUAUUAUUGACAGAGCUGGUGAAAACCGUAUGACAUUAGCCAAUAUCAUUAUUGUCCUGUCACCGUGUCUAGGAAUUAGUCAUCGUCUAUUGUCGAUUUUGUUGAAUCCUACGCCACCGAAAGAUUUCUCCUUGGAUCUAUGUAAAUUAGAUCCAAAGCUGCCAGCAUUUAAUCCUGAUAAAUCAAAUAUUGAUCCAAGCACAUGGCAUUGGUUGUUUCCUCAUCCUGUGUAUUUAUUAAGACCGUAUAUACCUCCGUUGAAAUUAAUCCAUGGACUAGAAUUACCCGAUUCCAAUGAAGAAUUGGAUGUAGAAUUGAAGAAACAAGAAUCUCUAUUAGCUCAUUUAUGUGAAGAAAUAAAAUUGGGUGAGACAAGUCCUGGUAAAGAAUAUCUCUUACGUGAUGUACAACAUAUUAUCACUGAAAUAAAACGACGUAAAGCUUUAACUGAUCCAGAGGCUAUAAGACAAGAGAUAAUUAAACAACAAACACAGUUGGAUAGAUUGCAUUUAGCAAUAGCCCAGUGUGCAACGAUCGAUGCACAUUCAGAUACAUCCAGUGGAUUAUCACAAUUGAAAGAUACUUCCACAUCUGGCCAACGUAGAAGGAUAACUGGAAGUGAUAAGUCGUCAAAAAGUCAUCAUCACCAUCACAGUCAUCGUCAUCAUAAUACUGAUCAUCUACAUCAGUUAACAGAUAAAAAGAUCCCUUAUUCAGAUGAAUUAUGGGAAGUACAACGUCAAAUAACAAUGCUUAAGCGUAAAUUGAAACAACAUGAAAAAUUGAAUGAACAGCAACAACAACCACAGUCAUCUUUGACGGCAAUUACAAAUUCGGAAAUGAUGGGGACAACAAUGGCAACAGCAGUACAAGAAGCAUCAUCAAUAUCUCCACUUCCGUCGUCAUCAUCAACAACAACCUGUCAUUCACCGUCGGUAUUAUACAUGUCUGGUGCUCCAUUAAUUAUACCCUCUGUCUCAGAACUGGAUCAAGAAGAAGUACUCAAUCUAACGUUAAGAAAAUUGGCAAUUGAACCAUCAAUAACGACGACGAUGACGACGACAACAGCAACAAUAACAAGUACAAUUGAUGAAUUAAAUUGUUCGACAACAGUAAACAACAAUACGAGAAACGGUGAUGGAAAUACAAUAGUCUACUCAUCACAGACAACUGCUUCAUCAGAGAAUGAUAAUACAACACUAGUAAAAGAAGCAACGCCCAUAUCCUCGUCAACGGUAAUAAAUCAACGAGAUGAAACCAAUGUGUGUAUGACAAAUCUCUCCGAAACUAAUAAUGCUUCUUUGGAUUUUAAAAGCAGUACUAGUAAAAGUCAAAAUAAUAAAGAAUCUCUAAAUAAUACUGUCAUGUCAAUUCAUGAUACUGAUGCGCCAGCCAGUGUUACUACUAUUCCUUCUAGUGAACAGUUACCGCAUAAUAAUAAUGAAAAUCAAUUUGAUGAGAACUUGAUAUCGUGUGCGGCUUCUGAAACUCAGCAGAAAAAUUCAAUUAUUCAGGCCAUUGACAGGGAAGUACAUCCAGAGUUUAUUCACCAAACGUAUGCUUCACCUAGAGAUUAUGAUGAAGUUUUCAGUCGAAAUUCUAUAAAAACCACAGCUCCCAACACUUUACUCUCACAUUAUCUAAUGACGGAUUCUCCAUCUCUACCACCACCACCUGAUUUAGCACCAAAGUUGACAGAGUUCAUAGAGCCUAGUGCUAUUAUGUUUACUAAUACUAAUACUACAAUGAUGACGACCACCUCUACCUUUAUACAGGAUCCUAAUCAACGUCAGAUGAUGUAUUACAAAGCACGGAAACAAGAAUUAAUCGCUAUACAAGCGGAUUUAAAAGCACGAAUUCGAUCUGAAAAUGCAGAAAUUAAUCGACUUCAGUUAUGCAUUAAUCAUCUUCUGGAGUCUGGUGGCCGGCGUGCUAGACGAAUAUACCGUACAUAUGUAACAGCGAAACACUUAUGUCCGCCAUGGUUGUAUAAUCAAAAUCCAAUUAUCUCGACAUCAUCACAGCAUAAUAUGAUGAGUGGUGAAGAAGAAGAUGAAGAAGGAAAGAAUGACGAGAAAAAAUUAAACUGGCAUAUUUCACAACCAUGGACGAAAAUUGCAGAGAAUUUAACAAAUCUUUCUGUUAAUCCCAAUCUUCAUGAUGAUGACGAUGAUGAUGAUGUUAAUGUUAAUAUUAAUCGUUAUAAAAAUCCCAGACAAUAUAACGGUGUAAAUAAGCAGAAAGAAAAAUGUCUACUUGACGAAGAAGAUUCAAGUGAUUCAGAUAGCCAACAUCAUCGUCAUUCUGAUGAGGAUGAGGAUGACGACGACGAUAAUGACAAUGAAGAUGGUGACGAGGACUCACUUGAAGAACCAAUUCUAUUGAAUAGAAAUUCAUCGCCUGAUUCAGUUGCUUAUUCACGACUUACGGAAGAAGGCGAAGACGAUGAAAAUGAUUUAAAGCAUCUUGUAGACAAAAAGUGUGAAGAGUCGAUAAAUUCUGACAAUGAAAAUCAGGCAAUUACACAAGACGAUAAAGAGGAGGGGGAUGAUGAAGAAGAUGAUGAUGACGACGACGAUGAAUGUGAAUUGGAAUUGGCUACAACACUUCAUCAACUUACACUAGAUAAUGCACGUCUAGAACAACUGAAUGCACGUUCAUUAGAAGCUAUACAAGCUGAAAGAGAUCGUUGUGCAGAUUUAAAAGUCUUGUUGAAACUUCGUCAUAAUUCUUAUAUGAUGAAACCAAUGGAAAUGAUGGAAUCGUCAACAUCGGAAUUCACUGAUUCCCUUCAUCAACAUUCCAGUCAUAGUCAAUCACAAUCAAUUACUGCAUAAAAGGUAUACGGAAUUAUUAAUAUUCAAUGAAGAGGAAAGUGAAAUAAGCAGUAUAAACAAAUGAAGCAUUUAAUCCAGUUGAUGUAAUCAUACUACUACCACUACUACUACUACAUGUAAUCAAAAUCUGUGCAAUGCACAUUAAAAUGAAAUUAUAAUGAAGUUUAUCUGUGAUUAUUAAAAAUAACAAUUAUAAUAAUAAUAAUAAUUGACUGUUAAUAUUUCGUAUUUAUUCAUACGAUCAAUCUCUUUUUGUCACUCUCUUGCUCUUCUUUACUCCUGGCAUCUGUUAUUAAUAAAUAAAAUUUCAUCUUACUGUUAUGAGAUGUCGCCUAAUGUAAAUACGAAUGUUGAUUGAUAAUACUGAACUAAACACUUGACAAUUUCUUAGAUCUGAGCUAGUAAAUUGCAAAAAGCAUUCUCACAUAGUAGGGUUGAAAACGUGUAUGUUCAAAACAAUCAAGAGGAAACCACACAGUUAUAUAUGGCAUACAUUGCAUCCAGUAAGUAAUAAGGCCUUGAAUAGUCGAUAUCUACAGCAUAUUGAAUUCUGAUUGAUUGACGCUUUCACUAUAUGACAAAAUGUGACUUGUUGUUUUAUCUGAUUAACUAACAGACUAAUGAGAUAGAUUUUGGAAGAAGACUGAUGGUUAGUGGUGUGCUUGCUUCUAUUCAGUCUGAAAUCGUAGAGUUUUCUGUCGACGUUGGUUUCUUCGUCUUCUUAUAAUAGUUGUUGCUUCAGUUUUGUCAAAGGUCACUAAAUCUCUGCACUAUUGUUUUCUUUCUGUUUUGUCGACUGUGGAUGAUAGACAAAAAGUUACCAGUGUCUUACGACAAGAUGUACCGCUGGUUUUUCACAGUAGAUUGUUAAUUGAUGUUGACAGGCGAUGCAUUAGGAAGAGGGAGCUUUGUUUAUCAGAAUUUCUUUUAAAUGUCAAACUGUUGACUGCAUUGUAUGAUAAAUUGAGAUAUUGAAACCUAAAAUUUUAUUUACUUUUGGCAUCGAUCCUCACAUAACGAAUUGUAGCAACGCCUGAC
This is a messenger RNA of Trichobilharzia regenti, 5817 nucleotides long. The record is from the annotation of a GenBank genome assembly. Lineage: Eukaryota; Metazoa; Platyhelminthes; Trematoda; Strigeidida; Schistosomatidae.